AACUUGACGGCUUUGUAUUGAGAAAGCUUCCCAAUUUGCCUGAAAAAUCUCAGUAAAGAGUUAAUUUCAGACUUGGAGAGUUGGAGUGGACGAUGAUGGCAAUGAAGAGAAGAGCGGCUUCAUUAGGUACCGCUGCUGCUGCUAAUUGUACUACUCUUGCUUCAUUUCUCUCUGCAUUCCGAAGCCCUAAACCCCAAUUAGCUUUCUGUUCAGCUAUAGCAACUAGUAGUGAUAAAAUUAGAAAUCAUCAGCACCAAAUUGGGACGUCUUCUGGUAAUGUUUUGCAAUUUCUUUCUGGGUUGAAGGGUAGGAUUGAUAGUAUUGACAGUCUUGAUGAUGCUCUAAGCUUAUACCAGCAGCUGGUCCGGAUGAGGCCUCUGCCCUGUGUUUUUUAUUUCAAUCGACUGGUGGACCGCAUUGUUAAGAUGAAGAAGCAUUAUUCAUCUGCUGUCUCAGUUUUCAGAGAUAUGUACGUCAGGGGCAUUCCUCUUAGUGACUACACCCUCAAUGUUGUGAUUAAUUGUUACAGCCUCUUGGGUCGAGUGGAUUUGGGAUUUUCUGUAUUGGGUGUCUUCUUCAAGCGUGGUAUUCUGCCCGACAUAGUCACCUUUAAUACUCUACUUAAAGGACUCUUUCGGGAACAUAAGGUUCCCCAAGCACAAGAAUUUUUUAAGAAAAUAAUAUUCGAAAAGCUUUGCGAGCCCGAUGAAGUUACGUUUCUGAUUGUGAUAGAUGGGCUCUGUAAGGUGGGCAACACUCAAAAGGCUGUUGAAUUCCUAAGAGUCAUGGAAAAAAGAAGAAGAUGUAAGCCCAAUGUUAAUGUGUACAAUACUAUCAUUGACAGCUUUUGCAAAGAUAAAAUGGUCGGUGAAGCUCUUGCCCUUUUGCAGGAGAUGAUUGAAAAGGGCAUUUCCCCAGAUGUUGUCACUUAUAAUUGUUUGAUUGGUGGUCAAUGCAAUUUAAAUAGAUGGAAAGACGUUACAAAGCUCUUUUCUGAGAUGAAAGAUUACAAAAUUACUCCCGAUAUUGUUACUUUCAAUAUAGUGGUGGAUGCACUGUGUAAGGAAGGGCAUAUUGAAGUUGCUGAAGAGGUAGUCGGCAUCAUGAUUAGGCAAGGUCACAAUCCCAAUCUGGUCACAUACAGUUCCUUAAUGGAUGGAUACUGUUUAAAGCGCCGAAUAGAUGAAGCAAGGAGGGUCUUUGAAGCCAUGGUUAUUAGCGGCCUUACCCCUAACCUCCAUAGCUAUGGUAUUCUGAUAAAUGGCUAUUUCAAGCACAAGAAAGUGGAAGCAGCCAUGAAUAUCUUUCGUGAGAUUCAGCAUAAAGGUUUAACACCUAAUAUUGUUGUUUAUAACACUGUCUUGCAGGGGUUAUAUAGUGUAGGAAGCUAUCUUGGUGCAAGAGAAGUUUUCGAUGAGAUGCAAACUGCUGGCAUAAAGCCUAAUUUUUACACUUUCUGUGUAAUGUUGGAUGGAUUAUGCAAGACUGGACAUGUCAACGAAGCAUUGCAGUUAUUCCAUUCAAUGGAAGCUGAUGGAAUCGAUCAUCAUAUAGGCAUGUACAGUAUCAUCCUUGAUGGUUUGUGCAAAAGUGGGAGGCUAGAUAGUGCUCGUGAUCUUUUUGACAAUCUCUAUGAUAAAGGAUUGGAUCCUAAUGUCCCAACAUACACCACAAUGAUUGCUGGCCUGCUUUCACAAGGCCUGCUCACCGAAGCUAAAGAGCUUUUUGGAAAAAUGGAAGAAAAUGGUUGCCUGGCAGAUAGCGUUACAUACAAUGUUAUUCUGCAAAAACUCCUUAAAGGAGGCCAUUAUGAUGAUGCAAUAGUCUACUAUGAAGAAAUGGUUCGUAGAGGUUUCUUGCUAGAUGCAUCUACUUUUUCCAUUUUACUUGAUUCAUCUACUGAAAAAGAGAAAAAUCCUUCUCUACUUAUGUUGAUGCUGAAGAUUGGUCCUGAUAGCAAGAAGUUUAUUGAUGGGGGAUAAAGAGGACCUUCACAUUGGUUGCAACUUUUGGUCCUACUGGUUUUUGGCCCCUAAACUUUAACUAACAUUAUUUAGGUUUGCUUUUGAUUCUGUUUUAACUUAUCAUCUUUAUGGAAUAUAAGAAGUGUUGCAGCUGAGCCUCGAGUAGCUCUCUUGGUCAUAUUUUGUGAAAUGCCUCAAAGUUCUUCAGUCCAGGUGGAAGAAGCUGCGGUCUUUAAGGGAAGUUCAAUUUAUAACUGUACUGGUGCAGCAGUUCACAGAAGCCUGCUGGUGUUAAUUGGAUAUGUACAGCUUCUUCAGAGAGACUUCUUGCUUAACCUUUCUUAGAGAACUUCAGCGUAGAAUAUCACAUAAAAGAGCAGGAGGGAGGUGAAAGUUUGUAUGGGAUGUGAAGAUUUCUUGUCAGAUAAGGCUGCAUUGAAACAAUCAAUUAGGUUCAAGUCAUCUUCCAAAACGACACACAUGUUUCCAAACAAAUUCAAUGGAUUUGAUUCAUUCUCUAAGAAGCCAAAGAGAAGGUACCUACUCCUAGGCGGGGCCUAAUGCCCUAGUUAUAUUAGGCAGAGGACUUGGACAGACAAUUUAGACAGGAUCUUAAAGGUGUGGUUGGCUUUUCUGGAGUUAGGAGGGUUUUUGAUCUUGAGGUUAGUACUAUGAACAGUCAAGUCUUCAAAGCAAUUGUAAAAGACAUGGAUAUUUCAAAAGUUAUAGCUGUAUUGUUUUCAUUAAUCGCAAUUGUCAAAUACCAUAAAAACUACCACCUUUCUGAAUAAUUAUUUGAAAUUUCGUCAAAUCAGUUGUACUAAUGAUCAUGACAUACUUGUAGAAGACAAUUUGCAUGAAUAAAUCAAUAGAAAAUAGUAUUCAAACGUCAUAACGUGCAAAAGAUGAAUACGUUGUCGUAACAAUACAGUCAACUCUGCAAGAGAGUAAAAAGAAAUAGUAUUGGUAAAUAUUGUAAAACUUCCUAUUGCACUGUUUUAUUAUCAAUACGAUCAAAUCUUUCACAUAAAAAAGUGAGAAUUGUUUAUUGCUACGGUUAAAAAUUUUUGUGCGGUAGAUACAGGAUAUAGUUGGUAUACUACUUUCUACCUUUGGGUGCAACUGUCAGGCAAAUGUGCUAUAUGCAGGGGAAGGAGAAGAAAGUCCCAUGACUUAUUUUGCAGAAGAAAACCCCUUGUCCUCAAGGAUUGGAAGGGUACUUAUUGAACUGAAGGGAAAAAAAAAAA
Coffea eugenioides is the source of this 3211-nucleotide messenger RNA. RefSeq names its product putative pentatricopeptide repeat-containing protein At1g12700, mitochondrial. The coding region runs from base 93 to 1982 and encodes 629 amino acids. The record is from RefSeq and is a predicted model, not a curated record. The transcript has 5 exons. NCBI's taxonomy places the organism in Eukaryota, Viridiplantae, Streptophyta, Magnoliopsida, Gentianales, Rubiaceae. Gene Ontology annotation, molecular function: protein binding.